This is a messenger RNA of Pyricularia pennisetigena, 2649 nucleotides long. RefSeq lists its product as uncharacterized. Lineage: Eukaryota; Fungi; Ascomycota; Sordariomycetes; Magnaporthales; Pyriculariaceae. The transcript has 3 exons. The coding region runs from base 1 to 2649 and encodes 882 amino acids. Gene Ontology annotation, biological process: intracellular protein transport; vesicle-mediated transport. The record is from RefSeq and is a predicted model, not a curated record. Gene Ontology annotation, cellular component: membrane coat; AP-3 adaptor complex.
AUGCAAUUCCGCCCCUGCCCCCGAGCUCUAACCAACCCCACCACUGCCCGCAUAACGUCACAACUCAGACGCCGCAGCUUCCAUAGCUCCUUUCCGUCCCCCGACAGAACCUCUCUGGCUUUUUGUUGCGGCCGACGCGUACCUCGGAAUCGGAAAACACGGGUGUGCCCAGCGCUACCUACCCAGGCGACCCGAGAGAUGGAGUCCAUCUCGCGCAUUUCCUCGCUUCUUGAGAGCGCCCGAGAGCUCACCCUCGAUGCUGCCUCGGCCGCCGCGUCACGGGGCUCACGCGCCUCCACCAGGCCGCCGGACAAGGCGCAAAUCAAGAGGCUUCUGGACAGCCGCAAUGAGAGGGAGGUUCUGGAUGGACUAAGGAAAGUCAUCGCGAUGAUGUACCGGUCACAAAAUAUUCUUCAGUUCUUCUCCUCUGUGGUCAAAAAUGUCGCAUCCCCGAACCUAGAGAUCAAGAAGCUGGUCUACAUCUACCUCCUUCACCAUGCCGAACAGGAGCCGGACCUGGCAUUGCUGUCAAUCAACACGAUCCAAAAGUCACUAUCCGACAGCAACCCGCAGGUCAGAGCGCUCGCCCUUCGCACCAUGUCAGGCAUCCGCGUCCCCGUUAUCAGCCAGAUCGUCUCGCUGGCCAUCAAGAAAGGGGUCGGCGACAUGAGUCCAUAUGUGCGCCGUGCCGCUGCCCUGGCGAUCCCGAAAUGUCAUCGUCUCGACCCCUCUCAGCUGCCACAGCUUCUCGAAUAUCUCACCACUCUGCUUGGUGACAAGCAGUACUAUGUCGCAGGUGCUGCAGUCACCGCGUUCCUGGAGGUCUGCCCAGACCGGCUGGAUCUGAUACAUAAACACUACAGAGCCCUGGUACGAAAAAUCGUAGACAUGGACGAAUGGUCACAGCUGUCGACUUUAAGGUUGAUGACGGUAUAUGGGAGAAAAUGUUUCCCAAGGCGGACGCGUAUAGUCAAGACCAAGGCCGUCAAGAACCAUACUCCGGAUUUACAGGAUUUUUACGGGGAAGGCGGCGGGACUAAUAGUCCAGAUACCGGAGACGCCGAAGGCGAAAAGGUCGUGGUACUUGAUACAGACCUUGAGCUAUUUCUCAAUAGCAUCAAGCCGUUAUUACACAGCCGCAACUCGGCUGUGAUUGUUUCCGUAGCGCGCUGCUAUAUUGCGCUCGGCACAGACUCAUACAUCAGCUCCGCGAUCGGCCCCUUGAUCGCUCUCCUCCGUGGCCCUCAGGACACCCAACAGGCGGCCCUGUACAGCAUCGUGUCCGUAUGCCUAUCUCGUCCAGCCGAGUUUGCGCGUUAUGCGACGCACUGUCUCGUCCGGGGCACCGACACCCCAGAGGUGUGGGAGCUCAAGCUGGAGGUGCUUACGCUCAUCUUUCCGCACGCCGCCCCUCACGUGAAGUCGUUGAUCCUGUCGGAGCUGGAGCAUUUUUCCCGAGGGGGUUUCGGCUCGCCGCAGGACAGGGAGCUCAUGCGCGCUGCCGUGCGGGCCAUUGGACGUUGUGCACAGGCAGAUGCGGCAGCAUCUCGUCGGUGUCUACGGCUUUUACUUGGGCAGAUCACAAGUUUAGAUGGUACACUUGCCGCCGAGAGUCUGACGGUCAUACGACAUCUGAUCCAGCGCGAUCCGAGCUCGCACCUCUUCACCGUAGUCCGGCUGGCGAGAAACCUCGACUCUGCCACCGAUCCACUUGCGCGCGCCACGAUCGUCUGGCUGGUCGGGGAGUUUGCUGGUAUAAAUGAUGGCGACAACGUUGCGGCAGAUGUCUUGCGCAUUCUACUCAAGGAUUUCGCAAACGAGGCCGAGGUCACCAAGCGACAAAUCCUGUUGCUAGCUGCCAAGGUCCACUUACAUCAUCUCAACAGAACUUCGGGGGAUGAAUCUGCCAAAAAGAUGCAGCAAAAGCCAUCCGUUACGAGUGAACCCCUGGAAACCGAAGGUUGGGGGGCUCCCGAUGAAUCGGAAGCGCAGGCAACCCAGGAACCAGAGGAGGCCCACCCAACCGCGAUACUAUGGGAUUAUACGCUAGUAUUAGUCCGGUACGACACAUCCUACGACCUCCGCGACCGCGCAAGGAUGUACAGGGCCCUGCUCGGAGUGCCCCAGCUGGCAACACUGAUGCUACUCGCGCCAAAGCCAGCACCGCAGGCACCAAGCCCGUCAGAAAUACGCAAGGGGUACACUCUCGGGUCGGCAGCGCUCGUGAUCGCUGGAGCCGGCGGAGUUCACGGCCUCAGAGGCUACGAGCCGUUGCCCGACUGGAUUGAGGAGGGCAAGGAGCCAGAUCCGAUGGUGCGCGAGGGAGAUGGGACGGUUAAGAAUUCGUAUGGCGAGCCCCGCGCAGUACCGGCUGCCGAGAGCCUCGACAACGCUGUCGGGUCGUCGAUGUCCACCUCGAAGGCCGCCAAGGCUUCCAAUGGAAUGGGUGAAAAGUCGCUGGAUGACUGGCUUGCCGAGAGCGAACAUGAAGAAGAGGAAGAUGACGACAGUGGCGAGAGUGAGGAGGAGAGCUCCGAUGAAGAGGAGGAGGAAGAGGAGGAAGAAGAAGAGGAGGACGAGGAUGAUUCAGAGGAGGAAGAAAGUGGCGACGAUCAGGGGGAAGGAGAUAGACUUGUUAGUCGGUCUUAG